UCGUGAUGAUGUAAUUAGCGCCGACUUCACGUUUUGAAGAUGGCAGCCGCCAUAAACACACCGACACCUGAGAUCGGUACAACGAACCAGACUGAUGAUGGAUAUGAUAAAAAAUGCAUUUUCUGUAAAAUCGUGAAGGGAGAAAUGGGAACUGAGCUUCUCCACAACGAUGGAACUGUGUCCUGCUUCAGAGAUAUCCACCCCGGAGCUCCUCAUCACUAUCUGGUUAUACCAAAUAAACAUGUGGGCAAUUGUAAAUCUCUCGGCAAAGAGCAUGUGCCAUUAGUGGAGAAGUUGGUGGAGACGGGGAAAGAGAUACUUCAGAAGAACGAUGUGACUGAUUUAAAUGAUGUUAGGUUUGGGUUCCACUGGCCUCCAUUCUCUUCUGUCACACAUCUGCAUCUCCAUGUUCUCGCACCAGUCAGUCAGAUGGGCUUCAUGUCCCGCUUGAUCUACAGGCUGGACUCGUAUUGGUUCGUAACGGCCGACCAGUUAAUCCAAAGGCUGAACUCUAUGAGCUAAAUGUAAAGGAAGUUCGAGGAACUCAAAAUACAUUCAUGUUUGAGAUGCCCAGAGCCACGUUACUCAUAAUAACAGUCCUAAUCAAUAUGUUUGUGAUGACAAAGUUCACAGACAUGUCCCUCAGGGCUGUAAUACUCAUAACGCGGUGUUUUCUGUUAGUUAUAUCAUCAGCCAGACAGGCUAAUCAAAUUUGAAGCUACAAGACUGCAGCUACUUUUCAAUUGCUCUGGGGGAGGGGGGUGGGGUAGCAUGCCGAAUAGUAAUGACAUUGAUAAAUUUGACAGAAUCAUUAAUCUUUUACAAAGAACAGUCGGGAUUCUUCCAGUUGUAAUAUGAUUUUUAAGGAUACAGAGCUGUGACAAGGAGUUUUUAAAUAUGAAUGAGCUAAAAAUGGUAAUUAAUCUUAAUAAUUAGCUUUGACCUUUUAACCUCGCACUAGCUGAAUGAUUUUGGCAUCAGAAUUCAUGGCAUGGUUUUUGUUAUUCUAUACUGCAAGACUGAUGUAGUAUAGAGCAGUUAUUUUCUUCCUUCAUAUGACACUAAAGGAAGUUUAUUAUUAACUCCGUUUAUGCCAGGACAGAGAUUUUACUAUAUUGCCUCCGGUGUAUUUAAUUAUUGGGUGGUGUAAGGUUGUAUGAUAUGUAUAAGAAUGUAAACGAAAUAAAUGAUAUCCUGCA
Messenger RNA from Carassius gibelio (silver crucian carp), 1199 nucleotides. It is a transcript of the gene hint3, whose product is annotated as histidine triad nucleotide binding protein 3. Bases 40 to 522 code for a protein of 160 amino acids. Lineage: Eukaryota; Metazoa; Chordata; Actinopteri; Cypriniformes; Cyprinidae. The transcript has 5 exons. The record is from RefSeq and is a predicted model, not a curated record. Gene Ontology annotation, molecular function: catalytic activity.